CUUAAUCUAAUCUAAUCCUAUAAAAGAGUAUCUACCUCACAUAACAAUUUCAUAUAUCCAAAUAUUCCAUGGAAGACCAAACAAAAGAUAUUAGAAAGAGUAGUUUGAGAAAGCGUUUGAUGGGAAAGAAGAGUAGCAUGUUAUGGUUGAAGAAAGUGAAGAAAGAAAUUUGGCCAUGGAGAUUCUCUGCGUUUAGGUGGAAACGACUUGAUCAUCUUCAAACGACAUUCAUGGAUACCGUUGUUUUUAGGAUACUCUCUGUUGCUGAAGCUGUUGUUCUUGUCUCCACUGUUUGCUUCUUCUAUCUUUGUUGUGGCUGCCAUUUCUGAAUGAUAAGUAAUGUCACAUGCAUGUAUUUGAAUAUUUCAUUAAUUCAUUAUUUCUUGACAAGUUUAACUUGUUUUUGUGGGUUUCUCGUAAAUAAAUAACAUUGUACAUGUGGUUACACAAAGCUUGUAAAUUUUGUAAUCAAUUGCUUUUCAUAUUAUUUAUAUAUGUAAUUGGAUUUUAACUUUCAAGUUCUUACUGCGAUUAUAUCAUUGAUGCUCUUACUGCCA
Medicago truncatula (barrel medic) is the source of this 557-nucleotide messenger RNA. RefSeq lists its product as uncharacterized. Lineage: Eukaryota; Viridiplantae; Streptophyta; Magnoliopsida; Fabales; Fabaceae. The record is from RefSeq and is a predicted model, not a curated record. The coding region runs from base 69 to 329 and encodes 86 amino acids. The transcript has a single exon.